Molecule: messenger RNA, 2303 nt
Organism: Agrilus planipennis (emerald ash borer)
Lineage: Eukaryota; Metazoa; Arthropoda; Insecta; Coleoptera; Buprestidae
Product: myelin regulatory factor
Exons: 13
Coding region: 126-2303 (725 amino acids)
Biological process (GO): protein autoprocessing; positive regulation of DNA-templated transcription
Cellular component (GO): nucleus; endoplasmic reticulum membrane
Molecular function (GO): DNA-binding transcription factor activity; sequence-specific DNA binding
Source: RefSeq, a predicted model, not a curated record
UAAUAAUAAUAACAAUUGCUUCGGGAAAACUUUAACGAAACUUUUCCUAGUUCGCGAACAAAUGGCGUGAAAAGUUGAGUGAUGUGUUUGUGCGUGCGCGAUCGCUCUGGCAAUUUUCCACCGAAAUGGACUCAAUAACUGCCGAUUUCAGUCUCCAAGACGUACUCGGCCGGGGAGGUGAUUUUGUAGGCGGCAUAGAUAAUGAGGCCCUCGACUUUUCACAACUCGAGGCCUUCAUUAACAGCGAUGGUUCGCAAGGAGGGGGUGAUUAUUUCAACGACACCCUCACCACCACCACCACAGCUACCGCUCCUGGCGCAUCAGCAGGUGGCAAACUUCUCAAUGUAAUCGUUGAAAACAAGCGGCCAGGACAUGCCUUGCCAGAAAGUCCCCCAGACAGCAGUUCGGAGCACCCCUACAGUCCCCAAGACAGUUGCGACCCGCCCAUUAGUUCUUCGGACUCGAUGUACACUACGCUUGAACAACCCCUGUACAAAACGAAUCUCCUAAACCCCAUAAUCACUGACAAUCUCAUACUUGGUUCGCACAUCGUGGUGACGGACCAUAAUACGGACCCCCAACUUAUAGAAAACGGUACCAUCUUAACGGACGGUAGACUGUUGGUAAAUGAUGACUUAAGGACAAGUCAAAAUCUGUUACAAAACCGGAUAAUACAAGGAAACGAGACCAGCUUACUUCACGAACAUCGGAUGCUCCUUCAGGAUAACAGUUUGAGUGACAGUAAUAGACAGAUACUGAUCCAAAACAGCGGGAAUUCGAAUCAGAAUUAUCCAGAAAGGACGUUGAUGAUAGACGGCUGUCCAAGAGCUGAAGGUCUGACCAGAAGAAAUGGUAAUGACAUAGUUUUAGUUAAGAAUGGAGAUUAUGAAAAGCCCCAGUUGGUGCAUUUGGGCAUCAGUCCUAGUAUCGAUAUGCAACAAAUCGGGACCAGGGCCACCAUGGAAAAUCCUUUAUGCGAACCAGGACUGGAUAACAUACAAAAUGUCUACACCAAUCUCCAAAACAGUUCAAAAAAGAGGAAGCUAUCGCAAGACUCCCCACUCGUCAAAAGUGAGCCAGAACAUUGUUCACCAAGUCAGUUGAGUCCACCGGAUCCACUAGCGACUCCAAUCGAUGACGAUUUCGCUGGUUCGGAAUCGUGCUUAUCAGAAGCACAAUAUCAGUGCAUAAAAUUCUCACCCUUUCAACAGACUGCUUGGCAUACAUUGUGUGAUCAAAAUUUAACAGAAUUACCAAAUCCUCAUUAUCGUGUCGAUGCAGACAAAGGUUUUAACUUCUCCAACGCGGACGACGCAUUCGUGUGUCAGAAGAAAAAUCACUUUCAGAUUACCUGUCACAUUCAGCUAGUUGGCGAUGCUCAGUUCGUAAAGACCACUGAAGGUAUUCAAAAGAUAUCUAGCUUUCACUUGCACUUCUACGGGGUGAAGCACGACUGUCCCACACAAACCAUAAGGGUCGAACAGAGCCAAAGUGAUCGCAGUAAAAAACCAUUUCACCCCGUUCUGGUGGAACUGGUUAAUUCACAAGUUACAAAAAUUACCGUUGGACGACUGCAUUUUAGCGAAACUACGUCUAAUAAUAUGCGGAAAAAGGGAAAACCUAAUCCCGAACAAAGAUAUUUUCAGCUAGUCGUAGGUCUUCAUGCCCAUACAUCGCACGGGAACUUUCCCAUAAUUAGUCAUGCAAGUCAAAAAAUAAUAGUUAGGGCCUCAAAUCCAGGACAAUUCGAAAAUGACAUAGAACUUUGUUGGCAAAAGGGACAAACACAGGAUUCAAUAUUCCAUGGAGGAAAGGUGGGUAUCAACACAGACCGACCAGACGAAUCUCUGGUAGUCCACGGAAAUAUCAAGAUAACGGGUCAUAUAAUCCAACCCAGCGACAUAAGGGCUAAGAAAAACAUAGUGGAAUGCGAUACAGCAGCCCAAUUGAGAAACGUACAAAAACUCAGAGUGGUCAGGUACGAAUAUGAGCCCAGUUUUGCGUCGCAGCUGAGUAGAACUAAUGAAAGUUCUGACACGGGAGUGAUAGCCCAAGAAGUAGCCGAAGUAUUACCUGAAGCUGUAAGCCCAGCUGGUGAUCUCAUAUUGGACAAUGGAAUGUCAAUAGAUAAUUUUCUCGUUGUCAAUAAGAUUAUUUCCCUGUCCAAUAGAAACGUUACCGGAAAAAUCAAUGGCUUGUUCCCAUUGGUCCCAGAUUUACAUAAGAUAAACGGUUGCGUGACAACGGACCGCGAUCAAGCUUUAAUCGUGUCUUAUGUACAAAAACAAUCCAAUAAUUUAUGA